UGCGGCUUCCCCGGCCGGUAGCGCCGCUUUUGGUCGCGUGAACUGGUCUAGUGGGACGGUAGGUCGCGAGCUCUUGCCGCGGGCUGCAGCUCAAGCUCAACUAUUCCCGCUGUGGUCGUCAGCCCGGAGCCUCCGCCAUGGACUUCGAGGACGAUUAUACACACUCUGCUUGCAGGAAUACUUAUCAGGGCUUUAAUGGAAUGGAUCGCGAUUAUGGCCCUGGAUCUUAUGGAGGGAUGGAUCGUGACUAUGGCCAUGGAUCCUAUGGGGGUCAAAGAUCCAUGGAUUCCUACCUAAACCAGUCAUAUGGCAUGGACAAUCACAGUGGUGGUGGUGGGGGUAGCAGGUUUGGACCUUAUGAGUCUUACGACUCCAGGUCUUCUCUGGGUGGGCGAGAUCUGUACAGAUCUGGCUAUGGUUUUAAUGAACCCGAACAAAGCCGCUUCGGAGGUAGUUAUGGUGGUCGAUUUGAGAGCUCCUACCGGAAUAGCCUUGACUCUUUCGGAGGUAGAAACCAGGGCGGGUCUAGCUGGGAAGCACCUUACUCCCGUUCAAAAUUGAGGCCUGGGUUUAUGGAGGACAGAGGAAGAGAGAAUUACUCUUCCUACAGCAGUUUUUCUUCACCCCAUAUGAAGCCUGCACCUGUAGGCUCUCGGGGGAGAGGAACGCCUGCUUAUCCUGAAAGUACGUUUGGAAGCAGAAACUAUGAUGCUUUUGGAGGACCAUCAACAGGCAGAGGCCGAGGCCGAGGACAUAUGGGUGAUUUUGGAAGCAUUCAUAGACCUGGAAUUGUUGUUGACUAUCAAAACAAACCCACCAAUGUGACAGUUGCUGCUGCAAGAGGAAUAAAGAGAAAAAUGAUGCAGCCAUUUAAUAAGCCCGGUGGAACCUUUAUCAAGAAACCUAAGCUAGCAAAACCUAUGGAGAAGAUGAGCCUCAGCAAAUCGCCUACAAAAACUGAUCCUAAAAGUGAAGAAGAAGAAAAGAGACGGAUUGAGGCUCGGCGAGAGAAACAAAGGCGCAGAAGAGAAAAAAACAGUGAGAAAUAUGGAGAUGGAUACAGAAUGGCAUUCACAUGCUCAUUUUGCAAAUUUCGAACCUUUGAAGAAAAAGAUAUCGAACUGCAUCUGGAAAGUUCUUCACACCAAGAAACAUUAGAUCAUAUUCAGAAACAAACCAAAUUUGACAAAGUUGUUAUGGAGUUUUUGCAUGAAUGCAUGGUGAAUAAAUUUAAGAAAACAUCUAUUCGUAAACAACAGACAAAUAAUCAAACAGAGGUUGUCAAAAUAAUUGAAAAAGAUGUUAUGGAAGGUGUUACCGCAGAUGACCACAUGAUGAAAGUAGAGACUGUUCACUGCAGUGCUUGCAGUGUGUACAUUCCUGCUUUACACAGUUCAGUUCAGCAACACUUAAAAUCUCCUGAUCAUAUCAAAGGGAAACAGGCUUAUAAGGAACAAAUAAAAAGAGAGAGUGUCUUGACUGCCACAAGCAUUUUAAAUAAUCCAAUAGUGAAGGCACGAUACGAACGAUUUGUUAAGGGUGAGAAUCCUUUUGAAAUUCAAGAUCAUUCUCAGGAUCAGCAAAUAGAAGGAGAUGAAGAGGAUGAAGAAAAGAUUGAUGAACCCAUUGAAGAAGAGGAGGAUGAAGAGGAGGAAGAAGAAGCAGAAGAAGUGGGGGAAGCAGAGGAAGUGGAAGAAGUAGAGGAUGUGGGAGAAGUUGGAGGAAUAGAGGGAGAGGGGGAUGUAGAGGGAGGGGAGGAAAUAGGGACAGUGGGGGAAGAUGGGGCAGUAGGGGAAGUAGAGGGAGCUGCAGAAGCAGAUGAAGUGGAGGAAGAGGCAAAGGAAGAACCUGUUGACUUCCCUGUUGAGCAACCUGAAGAAAAUUAAAUAUAAGGUAGUAGAUUUAAAAGAAGCUUUAAAUUUUUGUCCUAAUGUGGAAAAGGGUAAGAAUUUUAAUAGCUUAAAAUAUGAAUUAACAUACAUGUUGCAUGCAUUCCACCCAUUAAAAUUUGUUUUAUAUAAUUUGUACAUGUUUGGUAUUUGUUUAAUAAAAUGAAGGUAAGACUAAUUUAGUUUUUAUAGCUAUCAAACUUAGAUCUGAUAAAUGUAUAAUUUUUAAGCUUAAUUUUUAUUACUUUAUUAUUGGUGUUAAGGAUAAUAGAUGUGUAUUAUUAGUAUAUCUAUUCUAAUCAUUUGAACUUAAAAGCUGCUCUUGAGUGAAUUUUCAAAUGUGCAUUGAUUUUUUUGAAUACUUACCCUAGAAGAGAUAAAUUGGGCAAGAAUUUUGUGCUCUGUGUAUUUUUUUACUGUAUUGGACAUUGACUAGUAAUUUGCGUUAAGAUAGCUUAAAAGCUUUUUGUGUACAUGUUUCCCUUUGUAGUAAUAAAAUGUUUUUUUUUUUUUUUUUUUUUUUUUUUUUUUUUACAAAAUCUUUAUCCUUGGAUUAGCAAUUUAAAUGAAUUGGUUUAUCAUUGAAAUUAGUAUCUAAAAAUCAGUAUUUGCUCUAAUGUAUGAGUUUAGCUUGCAAGGAUUUCAAGAUGAUUGAGAAGACUUGAAUUAAAGAAAAAUAUUUCUCAGUCAUAUUUUUAAAAAGUGUGACUAAAAUAUAUUUUUAAGCAUAUUUCAAAGAGAGGUCAGUGUGUGACUGACUUUGUUUAUACUUGUUUUAGUUUUUUCCUUUUGUUUCUGCCUGUGUCAAAUUUUGAAAUCUUCUUGAAGAUACAUUUGAAUGCAAGUUAAGUGUGCCAGUUUUAGUUUUUUUUUAAAAACUUUAUUUAUUUUUUUAUGUGGUGCUGAGGAUCGAACCCAGUGCCUCAACCGUUCUAGGCAAGUGCUCCACCACUGAGCUACAGCCCCAGCCCCAGUUUUAGUUCUUUUAUCGUGGCUGUUUUUGCCUAAAGAACCAAGAAGCAAACUAUUUUUUUUUUAAUUCUUUCUCUUUCAUAUAUUCUCUUUUUAACUUAUGUUUUGUAUACCUAUAUAUUCUACAAGAGAACAUAAAACUGGUAGAUAUCUACUCUUCAGUCAUUUAUUUUCAAAUGACAGUGUGUAUGUCUCACUGAAAAUCAGUGCUCUUACAAAUCUUAUAUGAAUCUUUUGUGAACAUGAAUUGAAAGAGCAGCAUCUUUAAAUCUUUAUUCUGGGUUCAAUUUUAGUGAAAUUAGCUUUUCAAAAAUUUGAGGCAAUUGUAUAAAUGUACCAUGUAUUAGAUAAUAAGGCAUUAAGUAGAUGAAUGUAUGGGCAUUUGUAGAAUUUCACAGAUAAUAUCUCUUUGUAUAAAACAAGGCUUUUAAAACUAGA
Messenger RNA from Ictidomys tridecemlineatus (thirteen-lined ground squirrel), 3299 nucleotides. RefSeq names its product zinc finger protein 326 (gene Znf326). Gene Ontology annotation, cellular component: DBIRD complex; nucleus. Lineage: Eukaryota; Metazoa; Chordata; Mammalia; Rodentia; Sciuridae. Gene Ontology annotation, biological process: regulation of DNA-templated transcription elongation. The record is from RefSeq and is a predicted model, not a curated record. Gene Ontology annotation, molecular function: DNA binding.